Mus caroli (Ryukyu mouse) is the source of this 2186-nucleotide messenger RNA. Its product is annotated as cytochrome P450 4F5. The record is from RefSeq and is a predicted model, not a curated record. Gene Ontology annotation, molecular function: oxidoreductase activity, acting on paired donors, with incorporation or reduction of molecular oxygen; monooxygenase activity; iron ion binding. Lineage: Eukaryota; Metazoa; Chordata; Mammalia; Rodentia; Muridae.
AGGGAUUUGAUUGGUUCUGUCCAGCCUAACCCAGCCUCCCACACAGUUCCUGCAGUUGAAGGAAACAGGGGAUAAAUGUUUUUUCACAGGAGUGGGGAGAAGGUCUUAGAGAACCAGCAGCUCCUGAGAUAAGCAGGAUGCUGCGGCUAAGUGUGUCUGGGCUGGACCUGGGCUCUGUGGUGACCUCGUCAUGGCAUCUUCUGCUGCUUGGAGCGGCUUCCUGGAUUUUGGCCAGAAUCCUUGCCUGGACUUAUUCAUUCUGUGAGAACUGCUCCCGCCUCAGAUGUUUCCCUCAGCCUCCUAAAAAAAACUGGUUUUUGGGUCACUUGGGCAUGAUCCAGAGCAAUGAGGAAGGCAUGCAGCUGGUGACCAAAAUGGGCCAGACUUUCCAAGAUAUCCAUCUCUGUUGGCUGGGACCAGUGAUCCCUGUGCUGAGGAUUGUUGAUCCUGCAUUUGUUGCCCCCCUGCUCCAGGCCCCAGCUUUGGUGGCUCCAAAGGACACAACUUUUUUACGCUUCCUGAAGCCCUGGCUGGGGGAUGGGCUCUUCCUGAGUUCAGGUGACAAGUGGAGCCGCCAUCGUCGACUGCUGACACCUGCCUUCCAUUUUGACAUCCUGAAACCCUAUGUGAAGAUUUUUAACCAGAGUGUGAACAUCAUGCACGCCAAGUGGAAGCACCUAUCCUCGGAAGGCAGUGCACAUCUGGAAAUGUUUGAGCACAUCAGCCUCAUGACCUUGGACAGUCUGCAGAAAUGCCUCUUUGGCUUUGACAGCAACUGUCAGGAGUCUCCCAGUGAAUACAUUUCUGCCAUCUUGGAACUCAGUUCCCUCAUAAUAAAAAGGUCACAUAAGCUCUUCUUGUUCGUUGACUUCCUGUAUUACCACACUGCUGAUGGGCGGCGCUUCCGCAAGGCCUGUGACCUGGUGCACAACUUCACAGAUGCUGUCAUUAGGGAGAGACGGCACACUCUCUCCAGCCAAAACCUUGAUGAGUUCUUGAAGUCCAAGACUAAGUCUAAGACUCUGAACUUCAUUGACGUUCUCUUGUUGGCCAAGGAUGAACAUGGAAAGGAGCUGUCAGAUGAGGACAUCCGGGCAGAGGCUGACACCUUUAUGUUUGGAGGCCAUGACACCACAGCCAGUGCACUCUCCUGGAUCCUGUACAACCUGGCAAGGCACCCGGAAUACCAGGAGCGCUGCAGGCAGGAGGUGCAGGAGCUGCUGAGGGGCCGAGAGCCUGAGGAGAUUGAAUGGGACGACCUGGCCCAGCUGCCCUUCCUGACCAUGUGCAUCAAGGAAAGUCUGCGGCUGCAUCCCCCAGCCAUAGACCUCCUCCGCCGCUGCACCCAGGACAUUGUGCUACCUGAUGGCCGGGUCAUCCCUAAAGGGAACAUCUGUGUCAUCAGCAUCUUCGGUAUUCAUCACAAUCCAUCAGUCUGGCCAGACCCUGAGGUCUAUGACCCCUUCCGCUUUGACCCAGAAAACGCACAGAAGAGGUCUCCUCUGGCUUUUAUUCCCUUUUCUGCCGGGCCCAGGAACUGCAUAGGACAGACUUUCGCCAUGAGCGAGAUGAAGGUGGCACUGGCGCUGACUCUGCUGCGCUUCCGCAUCCUGCCGGAUGACAAGGAGCCGCGCCGGAAGCCAGAGAUAAUCCUUCGGGCAGAGGAUGGGUUGUGGCUGGGGGUGGAGCCUCUGAGCGUGGGUGCUCAGUGACCAGGUCUACUACUGUCCCAGUCUCUUUCCUCUGUCAAUCCCAGAAUAAGCGGAGUUUCACCCAGAGCCAUCAGAGGGCGCUGCAGGACAACACAGACUGUCUGGAAGCCUGGCUGAGAAGAGACUGGGGUUGCUGUCUGAGUCCCAGGGCCUUUCUGGGUAGCCCACAGGGCCUGCAGACUGAUAAGAGUUUCAUCCACUCAAGCUCAAGAACGGCCUUUAUUCUUUUGGCGAUAGGGAGGCACCAUAGAUGUUUGAGCAUGAGAGUUACAAGGUUUACUGGCAUGUAACCUCCCACAAGCCUGAAGCAGGCUGAGCCAGACCUUGACUUUGCUUCCACUAAGGAGAUUACCUAGGGUGGAUCCUUCCUCCCUAGAUUACCCUAUUUUUCAGCCAUUUUCCCUGUUCUUCUUCAAGAUACUGCAACGUGCUGAGAGGCCCCAGAGCUAUUCAGGAGACUAUGCCCUAUCCUGC